CUCUUUUAACACGGAGGUACAAAUGGUUUUUAGUUUAUAAAAAAUCGGAAUACCUUUGGACUUCACAUAACUAGAAAAGUUAGACGGACAGAAUGGCGUCUGCAGGAACAGGUAAGAUGACAGUGAAUCCAGACAUCGCCAAAGAACGUCGGAAUGCAGGUUUCCACGUGGAAAAUCUUACCAACUUUAUCUACCACGGACCAGAAAGAGUGAGAAGGAGGCGCUAUAUGCAGAACAUAGCUCUCCAGGACCCUGUAAUGAAGGACAGUAAGCCCUGGGCCUUUAGGACACGAGAGGAGGAAUAUGAGCUAUCACUUCGUAAACAGCUCCACGUCCUCCAACGCCAGAAAGACCUUGGCAUAACAGACGAAUUUGACAAGUUCUACUACAAUGAAGCUACAGCUCCCAACGAGAACAACCCAGUUGGUCUACACUUCGGCAUGUUCAUACCAACCAUAGAGAAGCAUGGCACUGAGGAACAGAAGAAGAAGUUUGUGCAGCCAGCAAAGGACCUCAAGAUCAUAGGAACAUAUGUUCAGACUGAACUAGGACACGGAACCUUUAUCAGAGGUCUGGAAACAACAGCCACAUUUGACCCCAAAACCCAGGAGUUUAUUGUGGACACGCCUACUCUUUCAGCAACCAAGUACUGGCCUGGAAAUUUGGGAAAAACUGUCAACUACUGCAUCCUCAUGGCCCAGCUGUACUCUCAGGGAAAAUGCCAAGGUCCACAUAUGUUCCUGUGUCCCCUCAGGGACCUCACCACCCAUCAGUCACUUCCAGGAGUGGAAUUGGGUGACAUUGGACCAAAGUUUGGCUUUAAUGCAAAUGACAAUGGCUACCUUCGACUGAACAACUUCAGAAUUCCUCGCAUCAACAUGUUGAUGAGGUAUUCCAAGGUGCUGGAAGAUGGUACUUACGUGAAACCUGCUAACUCCAAGCUGUCCUACGGAUCUAUGGUGAUGAUACGAGCAUCUAUUGUCGGAGCAGUGUCGAGGGCUCUGGCUCAGGCCUGUGUCAUUUCUGUCAGAUAUAGCGCAGUUCGUAGACAGACAGAAGUCUCCCCAGGAGGACCUGAAGCACAGAUUCUAGACUACCAAACACAACAGUACAAGUUGUUUCCUCUGGUAGCCACAGCGUAUGCCUACCACUUUGCUGGGCAGGCAGUGCAAUCCAAUUUUCUAAACAUCUCUAAGGAGAUAGAGGCUGGAAACCUUCAACAAAUGCCAGUGUUGCAUGCUUUGUCUGCCGGCCUGAAAGCGUUCAGUUCCUGGGGUGCAUCAGCGGGAAUCGAGGUGUGUCGUAUGUCAUGUGGGGGUCAUGGUUACUCGCUGGCCAGCGGGCUUCCGAAGAUCUACACGAAUAUUACCCCAGCGUGUACGUAUGAGGGAGAGAACUCUGUCAUGAUGCUUCAGACAGCCAGGUACCUGUUCGAGUGUGCGAUGAUGGUCCAGAAGGGACAAAGAUUACCUGACCUUGUGUCUUACCUUAGUAUGGACCUGUCUGCUAAGUCAUGUAUGACAUCUGAUGUUGCUCUUGGCUGCCUGGUCAAGGCAUAUCAGCACAGGGCUGCCAGACUGACCAAUGCUGCCACAGCAGUCGUUCAGAGACACAUUAAUGAAGGUCAGAAACCCACAGAUGCUUUCAAUAUGGCGUCCACUCAAUUGACUUGGGCAGCAAGGGCACACUGCCACCAGUACGUUGUCAAGGUGUUUGUAACCACGGUAACUGAGGCCAAUAUUGAUGACAGAACCAAAGCUGCACUGACCACUCUGUGUAAAAUGUACGCAGUCAAUGGGAUCAUGGAAAACCUUGGCGAGUUCUUACAGGACCAGUUUUUCAACACUGACCAAGUUGAUAUCCUCACCAGGAAGAUGAUGACACUUCUGGCUGAUGUGCGACCUGACGCUGUAGCUUUGGUGGAUGCCUUUGACUACCACGACAAAGUGCUAGAUUCCUGUCUGGGACGAUAUGAUGGAAAUGUGUAUUACGCACUCUACGAGUAUGCCAAGUCAUCACCACUGAACGAGAAAGAUGUGCUUGACUCUUUCCACAAAUAUAUUAAGCCACUGAGAGAGGGGCAGGCCACUUCAUCCCUCCCAUCACGAUUGUAAGGACAGGGAAUAAUUAACCAAGUGUGAAUAGGGGAGGUAAUCCUUCUCUUGUAUGAUAGAGGACAGAAAAAGUUCCAGGUAUCAGACUAGUUUACUGAACCUGUAUGAGCAGGACAACACAUGGUAAAUAUUCAAAAUGUUCAAGUGAUCUAGAAAUGAAAUGAUGAGUUUUCAAAUUAUUUUAUUUUAAAUCAAAUUUCGACAUAGAUAUAUUUCAGCUUUUUGUUCAAAUUUUUACUGUGAAAUCACUGCUGUGAUGACCCCAUUGAUGAGAGUGUCCUAGCUGUCUGUGGAGCUGAAGACUUCAGCUUUAAGAUUGAAGACACUGUUGACAAAAGCAGUACUUCUGUGAUACCUCCUUCAUGUACAACUUUGAGGACAUGGGAGGCAAACCAUCCCAAUUCAUUUGUUGGUGGCUUGGGAGAUGUAACUCCCCAAGCUAAGCUGUGAAAUUUGUGCAACUACCAAACAUAAUUUUAAAAACCUGUUAAUUAUCCUGGAUCAGACCAGCUAAAACAUUGAGGAGCUACCUUCAACAUUUUGAAUGGAAAAGUACUGCAGUAUUCAACGAUAUCUAGGUAGAAUUCUUACUGUGAAUAUCAAAUAGGAAAAGCAGAUUUUGUUAUUAAUUCAUUAGUUUCUUCAAAAGUAUGUAUCAAUUCUAGUUUAAAAAUCUUAAUCAGAAAACUAUUUAUGAACAUAGUAGCACAAAAACAAAUUACAAAUGACCAGAAGAUAUUUUGGAAGCAGCUGAAUAUGAUUUGUUUAGUAAUAAGUGCCUAUAAUGUAGCAUUGUCUUUGAAACUUUGUAUUUUAUGUUACACUUAAAUAUAACCUGAAAUAUUAAACCCAUCUCCCCAAUACUCCCAACACUUCAAGAGCUGCCUCAUGCUGAAUUCAAACUUAAGUCCCUCCUACUGUAACAUAGACAUAAAGCCCAAACUUAAUCUCUCAUAGACUUACAUUGAGUCCUUAGCUCAAUAUUAGGCUUCCAUAAACUAACCAUAAAGGAUUAUACUCAAACGUGGUCACCAAUAGACUUAACAUGGGGACAAUAGCUCAAACUUAACCUCCAGUUGACUAAACAUAGACACUUAAGCUCAGACUUAAGUUUCCUAUAGAUUUAACAUAGAGUUUUAAGCUCAAACUUGGUCUCCCAUAGACUUAAUUUGAGACUUAACUCAAACUGUGUCUCCGAUAGACUUUACAGAAAGACAAAAGCUCAAACUUAACCUCCCAUAUACUGAACAUAGGGGCUUACUCAAAAACCUAAUCUCCGAAGACAUAAGAUAGAGACUUAAGCUCAAACUCAGCUUCAAAUUGACUCGAAAUUGGGUGAUAACCUGCAGUACAGCUAUACAUGUAUGAAUUGCUUAGAAAUGAGAGCUUUUUGUAGCAGUUCUCCUAUGGCUUUAUAUGGUGUACUUGCUGUAUCAAUAGUGCUUGUACAAUCUUGCUUAUUUUUUAGAAAAUUGAUAUUUAUAAUAUUUUGUUAUCGUGAUGUAAGACAUGGUAUUGAUAAUGUAGUAGUGUAUAGCAAGAUGUCUUCACAAUGUGUUUAUCUUUGCAUGUUCACAGUUUCUGCAUAGUCACAAUUUUUUUAAAUUGUCAAAAUUUCUAACUACAAAAUCAUUUGCAAAUUUAAAACGUUAAAAAAUGUGAUGAUGAAUGUAUCAUGUAUAUAAAUUAUAAUAAUUGUG
Mizuhopecten yessoensis (Yesso scallop) is the source of this 3814-nucleotide messenger RNA. RefSeq names its product peroxisomal acyl-coenzyme A oxidase 1-like. The record is from RefSeq and is a predicted model, not a curated record. The transcript has 12 exons. Gene Ontology annotation, molecular function: fatty acid binding; FAD binding; acyl-CoA oxidase activity. Gene Ontology annotation, biological process: fatty acid beta-oxidation using acyl-CoA oxidase; lipid homeostasis. Lineage: Eukaryota; Metazoa; Mollusca; Bivalvia; Pectinida; Pectinidae. The coding region runs from base 93 to 2114 and encodes 673 amino acids. Gene Ontology annotation, cellular component: peroxisome.